AGGGGGGUUAAGGGUCCUCUAGUUGUCGGGAGCAUCAGUGACAAGCUGCUCGGUUAAACCCUCUCGCAGACGGUCCACUACCGUGUCCAUGUGGGUUCUGAUCGCCUUGACAAAUCAGCGCCUCUAAACCAGCCCCCGGGUCCAGGGUUUGCCCCUCCUGUCCAGCACCAAUCUGAGCAGGGAAGGAGGAGGGGGGCGGGAAGGUUAGUUUGAAGAGGGCAGAGCUUUGCGAAAGCACGCCAAAUUAUCCCCUAUUUCAACCGCUGGAAAGAAAAAAAAAAGGGAGAAAAAAAAAGACCCAGUGGAUGAUAACAGUUGAGAGUGAAAUCAGACGGAUUAAGCGUCAGAACCUCAUUAACUCCAAUCCAAGGAGGGAGAAGAAACGGCAGGAACGCAACCCUCAGUGCUGCGGGAGCGUCUGUUCUGAACCAACAUGGCUGCCCUACAGUGGAAGGCUAAAUCGCCACAGCAGAACUUGUGGAUCUUCCUCCUUUCCCUAAGCCUUCUUCCUGAAGCCAGCAGGGCAGUCGUUGGACACAGAGAGCCGCUGCCUGAUGACAGCAAAGACAACAUUACCAUUUUCACCCGGAUCCUCGACAGGCUGUUGGAUGGAUACGACAACAGGCUACGUCCUGGGCUCGGAGAGAGCGUGACAGAAGUGAGGACAAACAUCUAUGUGACGAGUUUUGGGCCGGUGUCGGACACAGACAUGGAGUAUACCAUUGAUGUCUUCUUCCGUCAAAGCUGGAGGGACGAGAGGCUUAAGUUCGACGGUCCAAUGCAAGUUUUGCCGCUUAACAACCUACUGGCCAGUAAGAUCUGGACGCCCGAUACCUUCUUUCACAACGGGAAGAAAUCUGUGGCCCACAACAUGACAACUCCAAACAAACUACUACGACUAGUUGACAACGGCACGCUUCUCUAUACAAUGAGGUUGACCAUCCAUGCAGAGUGCCCCAUGCACCUGGAGGACUUCCCGAUGGAUGCACACGCCUGUCCUUUGAAGUUUGGAAGUUAUGCGUACACCAACAAUGAGGUGAUCUACCUGUGGACUCAGGGAGACGAGAGAUCUGUCUCGGUGGCAGAGGACGGCUCAAGGCUCAACCAGUAUGACUUACUGGGUCACGUCAUUGGCAAAGAAACCAUCAGCUCCAGCACAGGAGAAUACGUAGUGAUGACGACAUAUUUCCAUUUGAAAAGGAAAAUUGGCUAUUUUGUGAUUCAAACCUACCUUCCGUGCAUCAUGACAGUCAUACUGUCUCAGGUCUCCUUCUGGCUUAACAGGGAAUCGGUUCCUGCCCGCACUGUGUUUGGGGUCACCACGGUCCUAACCAUGACCACUCUGAGCAUCAGUGCUAGAAACUCCCUCCCUAAGGUGGCCUAUGCCACUGCCAUGGACUGGUUCAUGGCAGUGUGCUAUGCCUUUGUCUUCUCUGCCCUGAUAGAGUUUGCGACAGUCAACUACUUCACCAAACGCAGCUGGGCGUGGGAUGGGAAAAGAGAGGGCAUGGAAAUAAGGGAACCGUUUCAGGCUAACAUGGCCAGGAUUAAAGAUAUGAGAAGAGAGUCGGCCACGCUGACUAAAAAGGCCAACAACACCUUCAACAUUGUCGGCACCACCUACGGCAUCAACGUAGCCAAAGACCAAGGCUUAACGACCAUUUCCAAAAGCGCCCCGGGACCGUCGAUCAAACACUCCUUUCUGCACAAAAUGGACGACCCCUACACAGAGGCCAAGAAGUCCUACAACCGCGUCAGCAAAGUGGACAAGAUAUCGCGCAUCAUCUUCCCAGUGCUGUUCUUCAUUUUCAACUUAGGCUACUGGGCCACGUAUGUCAACAGAAAGCCCGCGAUCAUGAAGGCAAACAACCUAAACUGAAUUUCACCAAAUGUUGGCUUUCGGAAGACAGCUGGCUAGAUAGAUAGAUAGGUAGGUGCAGGAAAAGCCAAGUCCAUCGCAUCUUAACGUGCGUGUGUUUGUGUGUGCGCGCAUGUCUCGUGUGUCUGUUUAUUUUAUUUUUUUUCUUAAACGUUUGAUAUUUUUGCACGGCUGUUGUUGUUGGGAGGCAAAUCCAGUUUCCAUUAGACUCACGUGCAGCGGUGGACCUCGGAGGAAGCACAUUCUCUCAUCAGUCUGUGUUUUGUGCGCCGUUUCUUUUUCUCCACCCCACACUUAGCUCUGGCCCUGUUCCCUGUUGUGGUUUAAUCCCUUGCUGUAUCUUGAUUGCUUGCCGUUUUGUACAGUAGUCGAAUUGUGCGUCCCCCUGUUUUGACAUGUUUUGGGUUUGUUUGCCUUUUGUUGUUGUUUCAUUGCUUAUAAUAAGUCAGCACACGCAUGCGUUUUCUGUUCUCAUCGCGACUCAUUACCAGUGAUAAGGCGCUGACACGCCGUACGCACACAGACACACACCGAUACCACCGAAAACACAAGGAAAGCCAUCCGCUGGCCGUUUUAUUGUGAUUCUGUUGGUUGGGGCGGCCUGUAUAGUUUUAUAGGAACAUCAUUAAUAAUUGUCAGAUUCUGGCCUUCAGCUCCUGCUGAAGCUCAGCACACACAAUGCAGCCUCAAAGGGCUGCAUGUACAUUUUCUAGUCCACUGGCUCUUAUUGUUUUAACUGGCUGAUUAUGUUCAACGACAGAUAAUAUACGUGCCUUGGUGAAAACACUCAUCACAAAGAAGGAAAAAAGUCAGACAUGCCCACAUUUGCAUUUCCAAAUGUGCGUUUGCUUUGCAAAAAUAUUUACACUCCUUAAAUCUUUUCAAAUUUUGUCCUGCUACAACCACCAACUUUAGUGUGUUUCAUUGAGAUUUUAUGUGGCAAAUCAGCACAAAGACCUGCAGGAAUGUCAAGUUUUAAAAAAAAAUUAUUUAGUUUUAAUUUGUUUAGGUACAAGUCAUAAAAAUAUAGCAGGCAUUUCUUUUCAGCUCCUCUGAUUCAUUCUUUACAGCUUCUGUUUCGUCAUUGUUUUUUUUUGUUUUUUUUAAAUAGCUCAAACUCUUUCAGAUUGGCUGGAGAACGUCUAUAGAAAUAAUUCAUAUUGCAAAAGAUUCUCAGAUUGAGAUCUGGACUUUUACUGCACCAUUCAAGCACAUCAACAUACUUCUGGUCUAAAUCCAGUGUCAUAUCAGGUUUUCACGUCAUUUUCUUCAGUGGUUCUUGGUGCAGAGCCACCAAUGGCAAGGAGUGAACAGGUUUUUCAAGGGGUUUUGUUUGUUUGACAGAGUGCAGCUGAAAAAUUUACGAAAUGUUGCAAUUUUGGACCUUAAUCAAACCGAUUCCACCAGAUUAUCAGGAGGGAAAGCACCCUUUACUAGGUGACGUCUAAAGACUAUCGGCUGCAUUUUCAGGACAAAAGAGGCUGAAAACAAUUAUUCACCACAUUUUUUCCAGAUUUCUGUUUGGAAAAGGCUUUGAAAGACAUCUUCUUUUCACUUUAUAAUUGUGCAACAUUUUUGAGUUGCUCCAUCACAAAAAAUCUUUAAAAGCACAUCAAAGUUUGUCUUUGUAACAUGACACAAUAAGAAAAAACAAGUUUUUAGGGGUAUUAAUGCUUUUGCAAAGUACUGUAUCAUUUGUCAAGAAACAUUUAAUGGUCUCUGUAAGUUCUAUCUACUCCAGUGUAUGGCUAUCCCCUCCCUAAACCAGCCCAUACACACACACACACACACACACAGAUACCCAGACUAAAACUGCCUCUUAGUGCGAAGGGUUAAAAGACCUAUUCCUGUGAGAUGAUCUUGCAAAGAGAUUCAAGGCUCCAGUGUUGUGGAGAACAACUAUCAUUUAAAUUGUGUUGGGGUUUUUUAUGGAGCACCCUAACCAAGAAACUACCACCAUUACCUCAGAAGGAAGACAAAUUUGGAAUUACACAUCUAAAGAGGUUUAAGUUUUACUUUUGAUUUAUGAAAACAAUUACUCUUUUCUUUGUUCCCUCUUGGCUUUGUAUUCAAUGCUGUUCCAAAAUGUUUAUCAUGUCUCUUGUCAUCAUGCAGCUAAGAAUUCACGCUUUUCUGUUUUGCUUUCUCCUGUGACGUGUUUUGGUGCUGAUUUUAUUGUCCAUAUAUUGACUUUAUUUUUGCUGUAGACAGCAAUGGCAAUGUGUCACACUGUAAUUUUAAUUAAUCCAAAUAGACACUUAGAUUACAGCAAUCUAUAUACUUGAAAUUACUGUAAAGCCUAAUAAUUCCAGUUGAAAACAAAUCUUAAUUUAUUCAGAAAAUGUGAUAAAUGUUGAACAAAGUCACAUCAGAUUUGGCUACAGAGCAUCGAGUGUCUCUGCUUUGUUAAGUGACUUCAGUGUGUGCGGGUGUGUGUGUGUGUGAGAGAGAGAUAAUACGUUUUUGGUUUUUGCACCUAUGUAUUUACGCAAUCUGAAUCUAAAACACUUUGAUUUAUUAAUAUUAUUUUUGCCAGAUGCAUUCUGUCUAAUUCAAUAAGUAAAGAUUAUUUAAGAGACUUACUGGAGAUCCCAACUUGCAUUGGCUUCCGACAAAGUGUAUGGAGGAAAGAGUAUUGCUCCAGUAAAAUGUUGUCGGUCAAUCAUGUGCAAAUCUAACAGCCAUUGAUUCUGCAUAAACAUUUGUACGUUUGCUCCUGCAGUCUUCAGCAUUAUUAUUCACUACACACUGAAGCAGGGUGUAGAGUUGAGACUUCAUCCCACUCACUUUGUUACCUACUAAUAACCAGUAGCAUAAACACUUAGAACAAGCUCUAGUACAGGCCUCUGAAUGGGUUUUCCCUUAUUUAGUUUACAACUAAACACAUGGAUCCACUGAACUGACUCGACAUCCGUCUCCAUUUACUCUUAACAAGGUCGCUGUAGGGUAUUAAGAUUGUCUAUAAUUCUUGUCUGUGUUUCAUUUAAGUAAUAAAGAUUUUAACAAGAUCUUAAAGUCUUAAUUUAAGGUAAACAAAACUUGCAGAAUCCCUUUUUAAAACAUGUUAAACACACUUGAGUGUUUAGCAUGUGCAACUAAAUGUAUCAUUUAGUUCAACUAAAUGAAACAUAGCAUCAACCGUAAGCUGAUUGUUUGCAGUUAUUAUACAUUUUUUUUGCACAAGUCAAGAUGAACCCUUUUAUUUUUAAAUAUUUUUACUUUAAUUUAAUUCAGCACGUGUCAACACAUCUUCAAUAAUUACAUCUGACUACUCCAGGUUCCUGGAUUGGAGUUACUGUAGGUUGGUGGCUCUAAACAAAAUAGCUGCAUUUGUCAAGUGAUAUGCAUAAAAUAUAUGUAAUAGUCAUUCUCUGACUAAUGUCAUCAAUAGUCUCUAACCAUAGAAGCGUUAUUUAACCAAAAAUAAUACAUUUACCAUCAAAAACAUUCAGCAAUGGACAAACUUUGCCAAAAUGUUAAACUAUCUUGCCCUUUAUCACAUUAUGAUAAAGUGUGAUAAGUGAUAUGAUAAAGUGAUAAGUGUGUGAUAAACUGUGACAUCUUAUUUUGGAAUUUUAACAGGUUUUCUGCCUUCACUUGGCUCCUAAUUGAAAAAAAGAAAAUGUGAUGCAACUUUUAAAUUUGAUUAAACUUAAUCAAAUUAAGUUUAUCCAAGUAAAUGUAUGAUUUUAAUUAAGCUGUCAUGUUAAACAAGCAUCAAUAAAGUAAGCUUGACUAAUUUAAUUUGAUUACAUGUAACAAAUUUAUUAAGAAUUAUUUAAGCUGGAGCUCCAUUCUCUUUUUUUCGGUGCAUUUCUUUUUCCAUGAUCUCUGUCUGGCUUUUUUUUCCCCAACUGAAGCAGCCCCACAGCAUGAUGCUGCCACCACCAUGUCUCUUUGAAGCUAGUGUUUGUGCAGUAUCGAGAAUGAAGCACAUUUGCAAGGCGCUCUAACUGUAGGAUUACUUUUCAUUUUGUUUUUGAAAGUGAUAGCAAAGAAACCAAGUCUUUGAAAACCUCAUCUACGUUGUUUAAAAUAACAGCUUUUUAUUUAUUUAUUUUUUUCUAAUAAAAUCCUGCAUGUAUUUUUUUCACCUUCACCACUGUCACAUGUUUGGGUAUCAAAAAAAAGGGAAAACGCAUUCAGAACUGCACAAUUGAGCAACUGUUUCCACAGAUAACCCAUGAUAAAAUCACCCUGCAGAGAUUAAUUUCUGAAUUAAUCAGCAAACGGAAAAUGUAAAUGAGCGAGCAAAAAAAAAAUUUAAAAAGUUCAUUUUUAUUAUUUGCAGUUAAUGAUUUUUCUUUUUAAUGCAGGCACAUUUUGGCUUAGUCAGAGAAACGUGAGAAAUAUUCAUUUUAUUUAUUUAUUUAUUUAUUUUUUCCCACACACCUCAGAAGAUUUGAUAAACAGAAAUCUGCCAUUCAGGUUUGGGUUUAAUUGUAUUAUGUGGUGUUAUCCAAACAGGGCCAGAGUUAAAAUAAGUAAAACCAUGUCAUUCUAUACAGUGAGAUGCAGUAUAUUAAGAGUAUAAUACUAUAUGAAUAUAUUUAUGCUAAUUAGUACAGCAUUAAAUAUCCUGUUUGAUACAGCAUAACCUCUACAGCAUUGAUGCAAAGGUGUGGAUGCAUAGAAAGCCGUAGAAAACUAGAUCAGCUAAAGAGAUUAAUAAUGGCAAAAACUUGUUCAGAAAGUGUAAUUAACUUGUGAAUUUGUAGAUAUUGUGAAAUCAAUUCCAAUAGAUUUUUUUUUGUGAAUAUCGAUAUGUCAUGUCAUUUAUUUUUUACAUCAUAUAGAUACUGCUGUCUUACAGUGAGAUCUGUAACACUAAGUGUUAUGGUAGUAAAGAACAGUAGAGAUAAUAUUCAUCGAGCUAAUUACAAGAUCAGUACCUUGUGUGCACUUUCCAAACCUAACUGUGAAUUAGCAGCUGUCUGCAAGCAGAGUUGUACACACUUUGUUUUCCUUCCAGCGAUUUCACUGCAUGUCCCUCCGCAUUGAGAGACCAAGGACUUCCUCCACAAAGACUGCUCUGGGAACUUUGUGGACUUUGUGAUUUUUCUCUGGAAGUUGCUCUCUGUAUGCCCAGUGACUGGACUCUCUGUACGUUACACUUGUUUGUGUGCUUACUGUAUGAGAUGUAGCAAAUGGAAAUAGGGAUUAAAAGGACGUUGUAUUUUG
Xiphophorus couchianus (Monterrey platyfish) is the source of this 7060-nucleotide messenger RNA. It is a transcript of the gene gabra3, whose product is annotated as gamma-aminobutyric acid type A receptor subunit alpha3. Gene Ontology annotation, molecular function: GABA-A receptor activity; extracellular ligand-gated monoatomic ion channel activity. The record is from RefSeq and is a predicted model, not a curated record. Gene Ontology annotation, biological process: monoatomic ion transmembrane transport. The transcript is spliced from 11 exons. Gene Ontology annotation, cellular component: membrane. Lineage: Eukaryota; Metazoa; Chordata; Actinopteri; Cyprinodontiformes; Poeciliidae. The coding region runs from base 434 to 1879 and encodes 481 amino acids.